AGGUAGGUGAGUGGUAAGUGGAUGCUAUUUGUAGAAGCUGCAUGGACGCUCCUCGUCGGCCGAUUCGGCAACGUCCGAGACCUCGACCCUCUCUCUCUGACCUAAAGUGUGAUGUCGCCACAGAUCCACAGACCUCUACACCCGGAUUGAUUGCAGCAGUCAUAGUCAUUAGCAGCAGGAUCCGAGGAGACAGACGUCUUUAGCAUCUUGCCUUCCUGUGAAGAGGGCUGUCCUGCCGUUGAGGUUCUGGAAGAGUCUCUCGACGUAAGAUUCGGGUCAAGGAUCGUCAGACCGGGUCGACAUCACGAGCAAUGUCGGGAAUGAGUUCCGAGCGAUAAUUGCCCAUUGCCCACACUUACCCCAACUUCCCAGAAGAUGCCUGCUUCCUCACCUCACCUCGUUCCUCACCUCGAGCUGCCGUUGAGAAGACGUCAACUUCUGCAACCCGAGCUGCCACCAGCCCUUAUUAUCCCACAUUGCACGCUCGGAAUGCAAAACUGGCUCUUGCCCCGGUCCGUCUUCCCCCGGUCGACCUGUUCUUCAUGCCCACCAUGGCCGAUAUCCCGUUCGGUCAUCUCACACCUCGCCAUGAACGCUGGACUCGAUGAAUUAUCCAAUCAUCCGGAAGCGGGUAGCAUAGCCGACCAUCUCGAAAGCCGCAACGAUCGGAAGUCCAGCCGAGGCCCGAAUCCGAGAGUCACGGACAAGUCGACGGCGUUCGCUUAUUAUCAAACUGGCACUCAUGGGCCUCAGUUCGGUUAUCGUCUGGUUUUGGUCGAGGAGGGGAACGACGUCGACUUUGUCUCCGAACAGGUCAACGCUAGGGGUCCGAUAUCGGGCGAUACGGCCGAGAUGCUGGUCUUCCCUUUAAACUCAAUGAAGGAUGGGCUAGGGGAGAUGAUCGUGCUACCAGAACGGGGGGAUCGGCCGCAGGCGUCGGGGUCAAGGUCGAAUGAUGAUGGUGAUGCCGACGAUACCGACAAGCGGACUAUCGAGUAUGUCCUCAACUCCAGCCUCCUCGACAACGACAUACACAUCGAUCUCCCGACCUUCCAACCCGGGACGAUCGCCAAGAAGCUUCAAGAGCGAUGUCGAACGCAGCAGACGAGCCUGUUGACUCUGGGCAGUUACAUGCAGAAGAUCACUUAUAGCGGUGUCUCCACGUCCGGGGAAAACGCUUCAAGGCGAAUCCUCAUCAUCAUCCGAAGUCGAAACUCGCUGGAGGAGGUCGAGGACGACAUCUUGAGUUGGAUCAAUGGUCGAGCUUCAGGAUCUGUAGAACAGGGUUCAGGGGUUUGUUUGAUCUUCGAGGAGAGGGGGGCCGGGAUGGUCGUCUUCCGAUGA
This is a messenger RNA of Filobasidium floriforme, 1344 nucleotides long. RefSeq lists its product as uncharacterized. The record is from RefSeq and is a predicted model, not a curated record. Bases 376 to 1344 code for a protein of 322 amino acids. The transcript has 2 exons. Lineage: Eukaryota; Fungi; Basidiomycota; Tremellomycetes; Filobasidiales; Filobasidiaceae.